This is a messenger RNA of Elephantulus edwardii (Cape elephant shrew), 1095 nucleotides long. Its product is annotated as lysine--tRNA ligase-like. The record is from RefSeq and is a predicted model, not a curated record. The transcript has 4 exons. Gene Ontology annotation, biological process: lysyl-tRNA aminoacylation; diadenosine tetraphosphate biosynthetic process; positive regulation of macrophage activation. Gene Ontology annotation, molecular function: lysine-tRNA ligase activity; ATP binding; tRNA binding. Gene Ontology annotation, cellular component: mitochondrion; aminoacyl-tRNA synthetase multienzyme complex; nucleus. The coding region runs from base 1 to 1095 and encodes 364 amino acids. Lineage: Eukaryota; Metazoa; Chordata; Mammalia; Macroscelidea; Macroscelididae.
AUGACGGAUAUCACCUUAAGGGUGGCAGGUAGGAUCCAUGCCAAAAAAGCUUCUGGAAGCAAGCUCAUCUUCUAUGACCUUCAAAGACAGGUGGUCAAAUUGCAAGUGAUGGCUAAUUCCAGGAAUUACAAAUUAGAAGAAAAAGUCGUUCAUACCAAUAACAAACCACAUCGAGGAGACAUAAUUGACAUCCAGGGAAAUCCAAGAAAGAAAUCCAAGAUCACCACAUACAGAAGAAGUUUUUUGCAUGAGUUGGGAUUCCUGGAGAUUGAAACACCCGUGAUGAACAUCAUCCCCAGAGGCACAGUGGCCACACCUUUCAUCAUGUACCACAAUGAGCUGGACAUGAACUUAUAUAUGCGAAUUGCUCUAGAGCUCCACCACAACAUUCUGGUGGUUGGUGGCCAUGACCAGGUUUAUGAAACUGGAUACUACCACGACCUCAUGGAAAUCACAGAGGAGAGGAUGUCAGGGAUGGUGAAGCACAUCACUGGCCGUUACAAGGUCACCUACCAUCCAGAUGGCCUCCAGGCCCAAGCUUAUGAGAUCGACUUCACUCCACCCUUCAGGAGAAUCAGCAAGGUGGAAGAACUUGAGAAAGUCCUGCGGGUGAAGCUGCCAGAAACGAACCUCUUUGAAACUGAAGAAACAUGCAAAAUUCCUGAUGAUAUCUGCACAGCAAAAGCUGUUGAAUGUCCUCCACCUCACACCACAGCCAGGCUCCUUGAUAAGCUUGUCGGAGAGUUCUUGGAACAUUUUGAGCUCUUUAUCAUGAAGAAGGAAGUGUGCAAUGCCAACACUGAGCUGAAGGACCCCAUGCAGCAGGAACAGCUCUUUGAAGAACAGGCCAAGGCCAAAGCCGCUGGUGACAAUGAGGCCAUGUUCAUAGAUGAGGACUUCUGUACUGUCCUGGAAUAUGGGCUGCCCUCGACACCUGGCUGGGGUAUGGGCAUUGACCCGGUCACCAUGUUCCUCAUGGACUCCAAUAAUAUCAAGGAAGUACUUCUAUUGCCUGCCAUGAAACCUGAAGAUAAGAAGGAGGACACAGGAGCCACUGAUAAUCCGGAGAGCAACCCAGUUGGCACUUCUGUCUAG